Messenger RNA from Ectocarpus sp. CCAP 1310/34, 1609 nucleotides. Lineage: Eukaryota; Phaeophyceae; Ectocarpales; Ectocarpaceae. The record is from the annotation of a GenBank genome assembly.
AAUUUGUUGUCUGAUCUGUGAACUUGAAACUAAAGAGUUAAAAGACCAAGAGGCUUUGAAGGGGAUAAAAAGGCUCUACUUUGGUUACAAUGAGCUGUCUGAGCGUCUGAGCCACCCCUUACCCCCAUCUCACUCGUGCAUACCGCUAUGCACGACAACCCCUGUUAUGCACACUUUUAUGCAUAAAAAAAUGUAUAUAUGCGCGCUCCAACUUAUGCUUUGCUUAUGCACGAAAAGCCCAGUUAUGCACAAACAUAAGCAUGCAUAACAGGUCAGGGCCAGUCUGGCACCACUUGGAGCAACGGCCUUCCUUCCUCGGUGCUUGCGUGUCGCGCGCUCUGCCACAUGCUCGUUCGGAGGGUAGUGUGACAGAGUGUUCUAUAUCCUCAUUGUCUGGACACAACCACCCUCGUAGUUUGUCCGAGAAGCGGCGCUGCCAGUAUGUCUGUUUUCAUGAUCGUGGGAAGGAACGAGCCUCUGUACGAGGCGGAUCUCGGCUCUGGCGGCGGAGGGAACAGCAGCACCGCAGGGAGGUCUUCCGAGGAGUCGGCGCACCUCAACCAGUUCAUCGUGCACUCAGCGCUGGACAUGGUGGAAAGGAAGCAGUGGUCCACCCCGGCAACAUACCUGCGGCUGGUGGACAAGUUCAAUGAGCAAAACGUGUCCGCCUUCCUAACGGCCGGGGGCGCCAAGCUGAUGCUCCUUCACGACGGCAGAACGGACGACGCUAUCAGAACCUUCUUCGCCGAGGUCCACGAGCUCUACGUCAAGCUGCUGAUGAACCCAUUCUACGCCUACGAUUCACCGGUCAUAUCUCCAGCGUUCGAUCAACGCGUCAAGGCUCUCGCUAGAAAGUUGUUGUAGCGUACUAGCCAGGGGGAGAGGAAAGGGCAGAUUGCUGUGGAUGCAGAGGGUGUGUACCACGACAGCAGUACAAUAUGCUUCAGGGGCCGUUUGGUCCAAGGAAGAUUCGCAUCGCAGUAUCGCUGUUUUUCCUUUUGAAGUGUUUGGUUUGCCGGAAAAAAAGUUCCCAAGACGCUGCGUAUGUAAACUGCUUGGCUGCCACGUUUGUCGUCGUGGGCUCUCUUCGUACGAUGCAUAUGUAUGUACACUAUUGGUGUAGCGAUGACAUCAGAGUUUAUUUUUUCGGGAUGGAUCCUCCGGCGUACCUCAGGUAUCAUACCGUUUGGUCAUCACUCUCUCCCCCGAGCAUGCUGUAAAUACUGUAGUCUAGGCGUUGACUCGUGUUUCGCUUGUUGAUCCGUUUUUUAGUAGAGUUAAAGUAGUUGCGUUGAGAUUUGGCAAGCAUGCCGUCAAUUUGGAAAGGAAUGCGUUGUAUGUUCGGUGGUAGGUGCUAGUGGGGCUCAGUUGUUCGGCGCGAGCUUUCGACCGGCCUGUACAUUCACGAUAACACCAGUUUCGCGAAUUCCCUGCCAUGAACACCCACACUGGUGGUGAUAGCCCGUGGCGAUCUAGAACGACUAACAUACAGCAGUUAGCCCCCGCGAGCGAUACCUGUACGUAGUCUGUAUGCAUACACCUCUUCAAUCAUUGCCAAUAACCAGGUUCGAUAAAGAUAAAAGACAUGGAUGGUCCAAGAAGAUUGUGA